AUGCACUUCUUAAGCCUUGCUAUAAUUUCCUAUGUCCUCUCCUCAGUCUUUGCCGCUCCUAUGGCCACCUCACCAGCUACUACAACUGUGCAACUCGCCAAUGAUCAGACUGGUGCAAAUGCCAAUGUCGCGGUCCCUGUUGAUGGCAGUACAUACCUCGUUAAAGACCUUUGGGGCAGCAGCUCUGUCGCAUCUGGCGGUGUAGUUUUUGCUUCAAGUGCUCAGCUUGUUGCUUUUGGAACAAACACUAUCUGCACUUUCACUGAUAAGCCAUCUCUGCAAGUAUCAUUAGAUACUAAGAAGACUUCGGCUUCGUUUAGUCCUACAUACUUCUCAAGCCUGUCUACAGUUUCCUGUGUCUCAUCCUCAGUCUCUACCACUUCCAAGGCUCACUCCCCAACUGACGCUACUGUUCAACUCUCCAAUGAUCAGACUGGUGCAAAUGCCAAUAUAAACAUCCCUGUUGAUGGCCAGAAAUAUGCCGUCCAAGAACUCUGGGGCAGCAGCGCUCUCGCACCUAAAGGUCUGGUUUUCGCCUCAAGCGCUCAGCUUGUUGCUUUUGGACAAAACACCGUCUGCACUUUCACUAGAGACUCAGAGACGCUUCUGUUGAAUGCUCAGACGACUUGGGGUUCGUUCGGUUCUGUGAUGGAUUUGUGUGGUGCUGAAAUAUCUUGUAAAUCCAAGUGA
Penicillium taxi is the source of this 690-nucleotide messenger RNA. RefSeq lists its product as uncharacterized. The record is from RefSeq and is a predicted model, not a curated record. Bases 1 to 690 code for a protein of 229 amino acids. The transcript has a single exon. NCBI's taxonomy places the organism in Eukaryota, Fungi, Ascomycota, Eurotiomycetes, Eurotiales, Aspergillaceae.